Macadamia integrifolia is the source of this 1497-nucleotide messenger RNA. RefSeq lists its product as uncharacterized. NCBI's taxonomy places the organism in Eukaryota, Viridiplantae, Streptophyta, Magnoliopsida, Proteales, Proteaceae. The transcript is spliced from 3 exons. The coding region runs from base 102 to 998 and encodes 298 amino acids. The record is from RefSeq and is a predicted model, not a curated record.
GUUGUAAACUUCAUAUCUAGGGUUUACCCUAUUUCCAAAUCAGACGAUCGACUCCAAGGUUUGAAGAACUAGAAUCGAAGCUUGAUUUAAGUUUUGAUGUGAUGGAACCAACAGGAGAUUCUAAUAGUAGGUCACGGGACAUUGCUUCAUGGCCUAGUGCCGUUUCUCAUUACAUGUUGGAGUGUAUAUUGAAGCAGUACAAGAGUGGUAAGGGUGGAGAUAAUGGACUGAAAAAGGAGCAGUUCAUUAAAAUUGCCAACCAACUGAAAGAGAAAUUAUUUACUAGUUACGACUGUGAACAAGUGAGAAACCACUUCCGGAUUUGGAAGCAAAGGCUUAGAGCAUUGAGUGACCUACAGAAGCAAAGUGGAUUGGGUUGGAAUGCAUCUGAUAUGAGAUUUGAUGCUCCUCAACACUUCUGGAAUGAUUAUAGGAAAAAAGAACAAAAGUAUUGGAAGGAACAUAGUGUGCUCCCAAUUCACCUUGAAGUUGGAGCUUUGCUAAGGAAAGAGAUGGCAACUGGGAAUGAUUCAACAGUCCCCUCUGAAGCUGCCACUGAAGUUAUGAUGGACGUGACAGGUACUCAGGUUGAGGGAAUAGGGAACAAUGAUGGUGUUGACUAUGAACCUAUUGAAGAAGAAGAAAGUGUUCCUUCCACUCCCAUUGGUAGUACCAGCCGUUCUCGAGGAAGACCUCGUGGGUCCGUCAAUAGUGGUAGAGAAAAGAGGAAGAAGGGUGCAGCUGAAAAUGUGGUAAGUCCAUUGAAAUCGAUUGCUAACUCAAUCGAGAAGAUGGUAAUGAGUGAAUCUCAGUCUGAAUUUGGGAGAGCAAUUAUAGAUGUUGUUGAUGCCAUUCCAGACCUCAAUUUUCAACAAAAGUUUAAGGCCAAGGAAUAUUUCAUGGCCAAGAAGAAUUCUGCCAUUAUCUUCUUGGAAACAAGAGUAGAAGAUAGGCGAAAUCUGCUUGAGAUGUACUUGCCAGAGAUUGAGAAGAAUUGAGGUGAUAAAAGGAAGUGUUUGGACAUUCUACGACAAUGGUUUUAUUGAAUAGAAAAUGCAUCUGUUUGGUUGAUGUAACUUGAUGUUAUGUUAAGUCUGUGACAAUGGUGGCAUGUAGUCUUAAGAAAUAUUAAGACAAUGGUUCUUUCUAUGUUCCUCUCUAAAUGAUUUCAAGGUUUAAGUAUGGACAACAUCAUUCUUAUUUGUCAUAAUAUUUUGGGUUCUUUGGUAUGGUAUAAAUAGGGAGCGCAUAGGUGACCCAGAUUACUCCAUUGAGAAAAUUGGUGAGAGAGAGCAGAAAUGGCAUGUAUUUAACACUCUUUGUCCUUAUAACCUUCUUCAUGAUAAGUGAUGGAGACAGGUGCAUGCAACAAUUGAAGAACACAGAUGAGGUGAAUAUUGAUCACAUUUUUUUUCUUUUAUUUAUUUCCUUUCCCACCAUUGUAUAUCAGUUUCAAUUCCUGUUUAAGAGGUAUAAAAUUUGUGCCAUUGAAGUCUC